CCAUGCCCGUCUCCCCGGCCGGCAGCCGCAAUCGGCCGAACCUCGGGCAGAAUGCUGGCUCACAGCCAAGGAAGUCCAUUAGCUUCACUGGUCCAGUAAAAGGAGCCCAAACAAAAGGAUAUUUUGGUGCAAACCAAACCAGAAUGGCUAUGUCAAAAACCAUGAUUGUUCUACCUGACAUAAAAACAGUAGAAAAAGCGAGUGUUUCUACCACAAGGACAGUCACACAGGUGAUUGAUGCACAUGGAGUUGAUGUUACUCCCCGACCUCUCUACCGUCCAGAUCCACAUAUUGGUACAGCAAAGCCAAAUAAACUAUUGACAUCACAAGAAGGAUCCCUUGCAUCAGAUUAUAUAUCUUCCUACAGCCUUUAUCAGAACACACUAAAUCCUAGUAUGUUAGGACAGUUUACAAGGUCAGUUUUAGGAAGCAGUACAGUUUCUAAAUCAAGUGUAUCGACUAAUGAAUCAAUAGCAGAAGACCUAGAAGAACCAUCCUACAAACGAGAAAAAUUGGCUAGUUUUACAGAUUUACGAGUUAUAAGGGCAACACCUGGGAAAAUUGCAAAAGAAGAUCUGGAGAAGACCAUAGAGAUAAUACUCACAGAGACGGAAACACUGACGCUUUUUAAUCUACCAACAGUCAUGCUUUCUGUGGAAUCUGAAGAAGCUGAGAAAGUAAGCCAGAGAAACAAGAAUUAUGAGACCCUUUGUAGAAAUAGAUUAGGCAAUGACUUAUAUGUUGAAAGGAUGAUGCAGACUAUUAACGGAGCACCAAAGAAUAAAGACGUUCAAUGUGACAAAAUCAUAAAGGAAGACAAAGGCAUAAUGUCCACUGCUUGGGAUUUGUAUGAUUCUUAUAAUGCUAUGGAGCUUUCAUGUUUACCAGUGAAACAGUCUACAAUUGAUUCACGUAGUAAAGCAAGUGUGCCUCCUGAAGAUCGGGACCAAGGAGCGCCAGGGAGUACUAUAGAAAAAAAUAGUGAAGCUAGUUCUCUAAUGGACAUAGAAAACGUAAUUCUAGCUAGAAUUCAUGACGAUGAAGAAGACCACUCAGAGGCGAUAUUGAAAUCUGAAAAGUUUCGCCAGGACUUAUUUUUUAUGGAACGAGUUCUAAUGGAAAAUAUAUUUCAGCCAAAACUUGCAGCUUAUCGUCAGCUUCCUGUUUUAAAAGAACCAGAACCUGAAGAGCCUGAAGAAUUUUUAGAAGGUGAAAAACUUGAAGAUGUAGAGGAAGAAGUUAAGAAGGAAGAGGAAGAAGAAAUAGAAAUAGAUACAGAACAGUCAACAAUACCAGCCAAUUUGGAACGACUUUGGUCCUUCUCCUGUGACUUAACCAAAGGGCUUAAUGUGAGCAGCCUUGCCUGGAACAAAACAAAUUCAGAUCUUUUGGCUGUUGGCUAUGGGCACUUUGGAUUUAAAGAGCAAAAAAGAGGAUUGGCUUGCUGCUGGUCAAUAAAGAAUCCUACGUGGCCAGAACGUAUUUAUCAGAGUCCAUAUGGAGUUACUGCUCUGGAUUUUUCAAUCGAAGCACCCAACCUUUUAGCAGUUGGCUAUCACAAUGGCACCAUUGCAAUUUAUAACGUGCAAAGCAACAGUAAUGUUCCAGUUCUGGAUAGUAGUGAAUCACCUCAGAAACAUUUGGGACCUGUGUGGCAACUACAGUGGAUAGAGCAAGAUCGAGGAACAACAGGUGAUGACAAAAGAGAAAUACUAGUUUCUAUAUCAGCGGAUGGAAGAAUUUCCAAAUGGGUUAUACGGAAAGGACUGGACUGUCAUGAUUUGAUGCGUUUGAGGCGAACUACAGCUAGCAGCCGCAAGAAAGGAGCAGAAAAAGAAAAGAAAGGUGAAGCUUUGAUAUCUCGACAGGCUCCUGGAAUGUGUUUUGCUUUUCACCCCACGGACACAAAUAUCUAUCUGGCUGGUACUGAAGAAGGUCAUAUUCACAAAUGUUCUUGUUCAUAUAAUGAACAAUACCUGGAUACCUACAGAGGACAUAAGGGUCCAGUGUAUAAAAUAGCGUGGAAUCCAUUUUGUCAUGAUGUAUUCUUAAGCUGUUCUGCAGAUUGGGGUGUUGCUAUAUGGCAACAGGAGACUUGCAAGCCAUUUUUGAGUUUUUAUCCAACUACUUAUGUUGUUUAUGAUGUUGCCUGGUCUCCAAAAUCAUCCUAUAUAUUUGCAGCUGCAAAUGAGAGCAGAGUGGAGAUUUGGGACCUUCACAUCAGCACUUUGGACCCUCUGAUUGUGAAUGUUGCCAACCCUGGAAUCAAGUUCACAACUGUUCUCUUUGCCAAACAGACAGAUUGCCUUCUAGUGGGAGACAGUGAUGGACAGGUUGCUGUGUAUGAACUAAGAAAUAUGCCUACUGCUUUGGAUUCUGGUCGGGGAGACGUAAUAGAUACUUUGCUUGGACCCAAGUCAAACCAACCAGGAUAACUCAUCAUUACUAAUAUCGUUUUUUGUUGUUGUUUAAAGAAAAAGGAACAGUGUUUAAUAUUCAAUAGUCUGAUUUGCAGUAA
Diceros bicornis minor is the source of this 2518-nucleotide messenger RNA. It is a transcript of the gene DNAI4, whose product is annotated as dynein axonemal intermediate chain 4. Gene Ontology annotation, molecular function: dynein light chain binding; dynein heavy chain binding. The coding region runs from base 3 to 2435 and encodes 810 amino acids. NCBI's taxonomy places the organism in Eukaryota, Metazoa, Chordata, Mammalia, Perissodactyla, Rhinocerotidae. Gene Ontology annotation, cellular component: axonemal dynein complex. The transcript has 17 exons. Gene Ontology annotation, biological process: cilium movement. The record is from RefSeq and is a predicted model, not a curated record.